Eutrema salsugineum is the source of this 1910-nucleotide messenger RNA. RefSeq lists its product as uncharacterized. Lineage: Eukaryota; Viridiplantae; Streptophyta; Magnoliopsida; Brassicales; Brassicaceae. Bases 150 to 1802 code for a protein of 550 amino acids. Gene Ontology annotation, molecular function: protein binding. The transcript has 3 exons. The record is from RefSeq and is a predicted model, not a curated record.
UUUGCUCUCUCUCUCUCUCUCUCUAUCUCUUACACUUUUUAUUUUGCUGUGUGUGUAUAUAUUAAAUAUUCAUUUAAUUUUUCCGGAUCGAGAAGAGAGAAAAGUUCUCCAUGUUCUGAUUGUUUCACGAAGACCAGAAAGUUACGGCAAUGGCGGUUUAUGGCGAGAAGAAGCAUUGGUGGCUUCGCAACAAGAAGAUCGUGGACAAGUACAUGAAGGAAGCAAGGAAUUUGAUCGCGAGCCAAGAUCCCAACGACGUCAAAUCGGCUCUGAGUCUAAUCGAAUCUGCUCUCUCUGUCUCUCCUCGUUACGAACUCGCUCUCGAACUCAAAGCCAGAUCGCUCCUCUACCUUCGUCGAUUCAAAGACGUCGCCGAUAUGCUUCAGGAUUACAUUCCGAGCCUUAAAUUAGCCGGCGAAGACUCCGGCUCCGGCAUCGGUUCAUCGGAGCUUUCUUCCACGCAUUCGUCUCGAGAAUCGGUCAAACUUCUCAACGAUUUGCCGACUCAUGAUGAUUCCUCCUUCAAAUGCUUCUCUGUCUCCGAUUUGAAGAAGAAAGUCAUGGCAGGUCUCAGUAAAAACUGCAACGAACAAGGGCAGUGGAGAUAUUUGGUUCUGGGUCAAGCUUGUUGCCAUCUAGGUCUAAUGGAGGACGCAAUGGUCCUUCUCCAAACCGGUAAACGCCUAGCCACCGCCGCGUUCCGCCGUCAGAGCAUCUGCUGGCCCGACGACAGCUUUAUCCUUUUCUCCUCCGUCGACGGCGGAUCCUCUCCUCCCUCCUCCGUCGUCGUCUCUUCUGCCUCUCAACCUCGAUCUCUCACCGAAUCCGAAAGCGUCGCUCACGUGUUAUCUCACAUUAAGCUCCUCUUACGACGGCGCGCCGCCGCACUCGCCGCUCUCGACGCCGGACUCUACUCCGAAUCAAUCCGCCAUUUCUCCAAAAUCUUAGAUAGCCGCCGUGGAGCGCCGCAGGGAUUCCUCGCCGGUUGCUUUAUGCACCGCGCCUCCGCCUACAGAUCCGCCGGCAGAAUCGCGGAAUCCAUCGCCGAUUGCAACAAAACCUUAGCCUUAGAUCCGUCCUGCCUCCAAGCCUUGGAAACCAGAUCCGCAUUGCUCGAAUCCGUUCGGUGUUUCCCGGAUUCGCUUCACGAUUUAGAACACUUGAAACUCCUCUACAACUCAAUCUUACGUGACCGGAAACUUCCCGGUCCGGUUUGGAAACGGCACAACGUCCGGUAUAGAGAAAUACCGGGGAAACUAUGCGUUUUGACCUCGAAAAUCCAGCAGUUAAAGCAGAAAAUCGCAAACGGAGAGAUCGGAAACGUGGAUUACUACGCUCUGAUGGGAAUCAGACGCGAUUGCUCGAGAUCAGAGCUGGAUCGAGCUUACUUAUUACUCAAUUUAAAGCAUAAACCGGAGAGAUCAAUGUCAUUUAUUGACCGGUUAGAGUUAACCGAUGACGAAGAAGAAUUAGACUCGGUUAAGGACCGAGCCAGAAUGUCAACUCUGUUACUGUACAGAUUGAUCCAGAAAGGUUACUCCGUCGUGACAAGUAACAUCGCGGCGGAACAAGCGGCGGAGAAGCAACGGAAAGCAGCCGCCGCCGCCGUUACGGAAAAUCAUCGUAGUAAUAACAUCGAAACGCCGAUUAGAGCGGCUGCGGUUGCUGCGAACAGUAACAACAGUAAUACGAAUGUGGUGAAAGGAGUGUUUUGUAGAGAUUUGACGGUGGUUGGGAGUUUGAUUGCACGGGCCGGGUUUAAUCAACCAAUUCCGGUUAAAUACGAAGCGCUUAGUUGCUGAAUCUUCUUCUUCAUUUUCUUCUUCUUGAUUCUGCAGUUUGUACAAAAGAAAAGACAGAUCACAUUGGAUGAAAUUAUGGAUAAUAAGAAUAUUGUCUGCCCGAGAAUU